AUGAAGAGCAUAUUCUGUCGCGGCAAGUCCGGAAAAUCGCAGGCACCGGAGACGCUGAAACCGCUUAAGGAUGGGCAAAAAGAGAUAACUACGCAGACAAGUGUGGUCAGUCAGCCAAGUGUGGUCGGUCAGCCAAGUGUGGUCGGUCAGCCAAGUGUGGUCGGCCCGCCAGCUGCAGUCACCAUCCUGGACUCCUUGCAGCAAAUCAGAAAACGCAUCAACAACUUACCCUGUCGAGACCGACUCCUGCUUGGCGCGCUGGAGGUAGUAAACUCUAGUCUACAGGACAGACGCCGGCGACUAGCUCCAAACAUCAACCCCGAAACCGCCUACGUUCCGGGUCUCCUAUUCACCCUACAGGAGAUCCGAUCAGCGCUGAAGAGUCUGCGGCACAGGGAAGCAAACUGUCGUAGGGCCUGUAGGAAGGUGACAAAGGAGGUUAAAAAGAAGACGUGUUGCCAGAGGAAGAAAAUACAAAAAAGAAAGGGCUGUCCAUGCACCCAGCGCAAGUUAUGCGAGCACAGAAAGCGGAAGAAGUGUAGGACAUGGGAUGAGGAUGAGGAGGAGGAGGAGGGAGAAGAAAGUUGUGCCGCAAAGGAGGCGGAGUGUGGAGAGGCCUGUCAAGACCUGAUCCGUUUCCUGGAGACCCUGGAGAAGACGGCUGAGGCCUUCGACUGGCUGGAGGAUGCGGAAACAGAGAAGGAGCUGUGUGAUAUUAUGCCACAGAGCGACCCGAUGGAAUGCGCCCCCUUCCUACCCUUACCCAUUCCCUAUUGA
Molecule: messenger RNA, 777 nt
Organism: Dibothriocephalus latus
Lineage: Eukaryota; Metazoa; Platyhelminthes; Cestoda; Diphyllobothriidea; Diphyllobothriidae
Source: the annotation of a GenBank genome assembly